Exophiala bonariae is the source of this 1473-nucleotide messenger RNA. RefSeq lists its product as uncharacterized. The record is from RefSeq and is a predicted model, not a curated record. Bases 1 to 1473 code for a protein of 490 amino acids. The transcript is spliced from 3 exons. Gene Ontology annotation, molecular function: DNA-binding transcription factor activity, RNA polymerase II-specific; RNA polymerase II cis-regulatory region sequence-specific DNA binding. Gene Ontology annotation, biological process: regulation of transcription by RNA polymerase II. Lineage: Eukaryota; Fungi; Ascomycota; Eurotiomycetes; Chaetothyriales; Herpotrichiellaceae. Gene Ontology annotation, cellular component: PcG protein complex; chromatin; transcription regulator complex.
AUGCAGGCACCAAACUACCGGUACGGCUACCCUCCGGCACAGAAGCACCAGCCAGUGGCUGUCUAUCAACGGCCUGUGAGACAACCACCACCGCAACAACAAUCCGCACCAUCAUAUCCUAUCAAGGGAGGAAUGGAAAUUGGAGGCCUUCUCAACGCGAGAAACGCUGCCGCUGCUGACGCUCAUCUACGUCGGCAACUACAGCAUUCAAUGCAUAUGGACGGCGGAGUAGCCUAUGCCAUGAGUCAUUCUCAAGGGGCUCCAAUGCUUCAUCAUCAGCAACAUGCCAUGCAGCAAGCCAAUAGCAUGGGCUAUCCUCCAAUGGGCCAACCUCAGCACAAUGCCCAGCUUUUCAGCAAUAACUUCAUUCCAAGGCAUGAUAGCCAGCAUGCCCUAGCCGACGACAAUUUUGGUGCUAUGCGACCCAAGAGUGAAGGGGCUCCCAAGGCGUUUGCGUGCAGUACUUGCUCUAAAGGAUUCGCAAGACGUAGUGAUCUUGCUCGGCAUGAACGCAUUCAUAGCGGUAUAAGGCCUCAUGCAUGCGAGCAUCCUGGCUGUGGCAAACAAUUUAUACAAAGAUCCGCACUGACGGUCCAUGCAAGAGUUCACACUGGAGAAAAGCCUCACAUGUGUGAGCGUUGUGGCAAGCCGUUUUCCGAUUCCAGUUCACUUGCCAGACACCGAAGAAUUCAUUCUGGCAAACGACCCUACAAAUGUCCAUAUGCCAAUUGUCAGAAGACUUUCACACGGCGGACCACAUUAACCAGGCAUCAGAAUCACCAUACUGGGACAAUCGAGCAAGCGGCUGCCGAGACCAGUGCCAAACUGUCGACUACCCAACCUCAGACACAGUCCAUCUACGGCUCCACGUCGGGCUCAUCGAGAAACUCAACGGCCUCACCCGCGGAUAGAACGCUGUCGGUCUCUCCCAACGCUGAACUUCCCCCCAUGACCAAUGGAAUGCAGCGUCAAGGUUCUGAUUAUGGAUACCUUGCACAAACUCACUCUUUGCCACCCCACAUGCGAUCCGACUAUGCCCAAACUGCUCCUCGGACCACACCUACCAUGAAUGGCCACUCGCUUCAGCACUUUACGAGUGCUCCUCAACAGAGGCCACCAACCACAUCCCAUACUCCCAGCUUUGGCCCACCCCAACCUUUGGAGCCUCCUACCACUGGAACAGGUAGUGGUGGUGCUUCCCCUCAUUUGGGUGCUCUAGGAUGGGUCUCGCCAAGUACUGGCAACUUGCCUGGAUCAACGAAUAUGGACAAUUAUGCUUAUCCAGAGCCCGCAUAUGGUGGACAUAACAUGUACUAUCCUGGAAACAACAUUCGUCGACCUCAAAGUACCGAACCUGAGGACUAUGGUCUACGGUCUCGUCAUCCACACAUGGCUCACCACGUGCCCAUCACAGCUGACUGGAACAUGCCAUUGGCCGUACAGGAUAAUCGGCAAGAAAGAUAUGUCAUGUAA